Spodoptera frugiperda (fall armyworm) is the source of this 1147-nucleotide messenger RNA. Its product is annotated as zinc finger protein 782-like. Gene Ontology annotation, molecular function: RNA polymerase II cis-regulatory region sequence-specific DNA binding; DNA-binding transcription factor activity. The record is from RefSeq and is a predicted model, not a curated record. Gene Ontology annotation, biological process: regulation of transcription by RNA polymerase II. NCBI's taxonomy places the organism in Eukaryota, Metazoa, Arthropoda, Insecta, Lepidoptera, Noctuidae.
ACAAUGUACAAUUAAUAUGAAUAAUGAUAAUUUUAUGUGUAAACAUUGUAAUUUUAAAGGUAUUAAUAGUCAUGAUAUAGAGAGACAUAGCUUAAAACAUAAUAAUAUUAAAGAAAGGCCUUAUAAAUGUGAUAUUUGUGAGAGUAGUUUUAGUCUUAAACAUCAUCUAAACUCACACAUUCGUACACACACUGGUGAGAAACCAUAUAAAUGUGAUAUUUGUGAGAAAAGGUUUAAUCAAAAAAGUGAUUUGACCAAACAUGUUCGUACACACACUGGUGAGAAACCAUAUAAAUGUGAUAUUUGUGAGAGUAGUUUUAGUCAAAAAUGUAAUUUGAAAGAUCAUAUUCGUACACACACUGGUGAGAAACCGUAUAAAUGUGAUAUUUGUGAAAAUAGUUUUAGCCGAAAAGGUCAUUUGGACCGACAUAUUCGUACACACACUGGUGAGAAACCAUAUAAAUGUGAUAUUUGUGAGAGUAGUUUUAGCCAAAAAGGUCAUUUGAAAGAUCAUAUUCGUACACACACUGGUGAGAAACCAUAUAAAUGUGAUAUUUGUGAGAGUAGUUUUAGUGUAAAAUGUACUUUGGACAAACAUAUUCGUACACACACUGGUGAGAAACCAUAUAAAUGUGAUAUUUGUGAGAGUAGUUUUAGUCAAAAAUGUAAUUUGAAAGAUCAUAUUCGUACACACACUGGUGAGAAACCAUAUAAAUGUGAUAUUUGUGAGAGUAGUUUUAGCCAAAAAGGUCAUUUGAAAGAUCAUAUUCGUACACACACUGGUGAGAAACCAUAUAAAUGUGAUAUUUGUGAGAGUAGUUUUAUUCAAAAAGGUACUUUGAAAGAUCAUAUUCGUACACACACUGGUGAGAAACCAUAUACAUGUGAUAUUUGUGAGAGUAGUUUUAGCCGAAAAAGUAAUUUGGACGAUCAUAUUCGUACACACACUGGUGAGAAACCAUAUAAAUGUGAUAUUUGUAAGAGUAGUUUUAGUCAUAAAGGUUAUUUGAAAACACAUAUUCGUACACACACUGGUGAGAAACCGUAUAAAUGUGAUAUUUGUGAGAAUUGGUUUAGAUAUCGUAAUAAUUUAAAAGAUCAUAUAAUGCGUAUACAUGCUGGUAAAGUUAAAAAGAAAGGUUCUUAA